Molecule: messenger RNA, 1449 nt
Organism: Peronospora matthiolae
Lineage: Eukaryota; Oomycota; Peronosporomycetes; Peronosporales; Peronosporaceae
Source: the annotation of a GenBank genome assembly
AUGGACGAAGACUACAAGCUCGCCAAAGAGGCUUUCGUGGCUGGCCUCGAAGGCACCAGCGCCCGCGAAGUGUUCCUCGUCUUUGCUAUAGCUCCAGGGAGUGUAUGGCUUUAUUCAGAGCUCCUGUUGCUGCUGGAAGUCGUGGGGCUUCGUCCACUGGGUGCCAAUGAGCAUUUGCAUUUGGUGGUCCAGAUCUUGCUGGAGUUCGUCGUGACGGUGGUGCCCACGAUGAUUGGCUUCACCUUCACCGAGUAUACAGUACCGAUGCUUAGUAUGGUGUACUGCUUCGCGGCAAUGCUGUGCGCAUUGUCAUGGCACCAUGCUAAGGAGUAUAUCCACAAACACUGCCGAAAGGAAAAGAUGAAUCAGUUACUCGAAAAGGAGCUGCCGUUCUUGACCAACUUUCGAGCUCAAAUCAUGCUUUCAACGUGCUUUGCUAUUCUCGCAGUUGAUUUCACCAUUUUUCCUCGUCGCUUUGCCAAGACGGAAAACUAUGGAUUUAGUGUGAUGGACAUUGGCGUAGGAGCGUUUAUCAUCUCGUCGGCGAUCGUGUCAGCACCUGCUCGUCAAGUCCGUUCAAGUGUCGUGACGAAGAGAUCCCAGUCUGGAUGCACGUCCUCACAUAGUUUUGCAAAGAAGUGCUAUAAUUUUCUUCGGCCCAUUGCAUUGGUCCUUGUCUUUGGAAUCGCAAGGUUUCUGACUGUCAAGGGUGUAAACUACCAGGAGCAUGUGUCUGAGUACGGAGUGCACUGGAACUUCUACUUCACCCUAGCGGGUGUGUACCUGGUGUACUCAUUUUUACGUACGCUUGGCAAAUGGGCAACAAGCCCUGUCGUCGCUAUUUCCAUCGUUUUGGGCUACCAGGUGUAUCUUUCCCAAUGUGGUGGUGAAAAGUACAUUUUGCAUGCACCUCGGGGCGAUGACCUGAUGAGCCAAAAUCGUGAAGGAAUCCUUAGCCUGGCGGGCUAUGCAUCUCUUUACAUGCUUUCCGUCAAUGCAGGACAACGCAUUUUCGCCAACAUCGACGCUUACGGAUCGAAAGCUCAGCGCAACAUGCGAUGGCUAGUGAUCACACUUUUGGCUGUCACCGUGAUGUUGUGGCUGUCAACGUACUUGUCUGUUCGACUAGUUACUCGUCCGUCUCGUCGAAUGCUGAACAUGUCGUAUCUGUUGUGGGUCCUAGCCGAGUCAGCGUCGUUGCUGGCGAUCUACUGCGUCGUCCAAACUGUCUGUAUACUACCAAGAGUUCCACUGCUCUUCCAAGGCAUUAAUCAUAACCAGCUCUUCGUGUUCAUCGUGGCCAAUUUGAUGACGGGGGCUGUCAAUCUAAGUAUGCAUACCAUCCAUACAAAGCCCGCUGGUGCGUCUGUGGUGCUGCUGUUCUACAUGCUGGCGGUCUGUGUGCUCGCCUCGGUGCUCCAGCAUAGCCACAUCCGCAUUAAGCUGUAA